This is a messenger RNA of Oldenlandia corymbosa var. corymbosa, 2402 nucleotides long. NCBI's taxonomy places the organism in Eukaryota, Viridiplantae, Streptophyta, Magnoliopsida, Gentianales, Rubiaceae. The record is from the annotation of a GenBank genome assembly.
AAACAAAGGGCAAAAUGACUGGAGACUGAAGAAAGGAAGAAGAAACUCCCCACCCCUACAAAAAAGUCCACUCACAAAAACCCGACCCAAAAUCUUUAGGUUUGUAUAUUUACAGUAAACGGAUACUCCCAUUUCCAUUUUCUCCUCUUCUCACGCACACAGUCACACACUGGGCGAUUACACACAUUUGGGGUUUCUCGUUGUUGUACCCCCAACCCCGACGCUCCAGUUUACUAGGGUUUUUCUUCCUUCCCAAAUUCGGAAAAACUGUUUCGAUUUUCUGGCUUUCUUUUUUCUAUGUUAUUCGUGGAUUUCAUGACUGGUGAAUGGAGAUUCUGUUCCCCAAUUCUCUGGCGAAUGAUUUAUCGUCUCCGAUUUUUCUCUUGAUUGCCUUUGUUGUCACUGCUCUCGGCUGCGUUUUCGCGACUCUGUUCACCGUCCGAACCACGUCAAAGAAAAAAUUCGUGGGUUGUUGUUCGUGCCGGAGUGGCGGUGAAUCGAAAUUGACAUCGCAUUUGAACGGAGGAACUAAUAGCGGUGAUACUGGUGCUGGUGUUGGUGCUGAGGAAAUAAUGGUGGAGAAAGUGGCUGCGGCGGUGCCGCCUGAGAAGCAGACGGGAGCGUCGAUGAUGGAGCAGCUUGUGCCUGAGAUCACUACUCAUGCUUUGAGUUACUUGGAUUAUCCAAGCCUUUGUAGGCUUUCUAUGACGAAUUCAUUGAUGCGGAAGGCUGCUAACGAUGACAAUGCCUGGAAAGCGCUUUAUCAUAAGGAUUUUACAUUGGAGCAAGAUAGUGUUACUCCAGUUAAUGGAUGGAAGGCCUAUUAUGCUGCUACAAGAGCCAUUGUAAAUCUUAACAAUGAAUUUUUUGUUAUCAUCAAGGACAGAGCACUUGCAGAAAUGGGUCGUUUCUGGCUUAAUGCAGAUUAUGUAAAGUGCUUCCAUGCAUCGGGCGAGUUCUUCACUGGGUAGGAUGCUUUGUCUCUUUGUAAUUGAAUCGUCGAUUUUUCUUUCAUGUUACGUCUAAUUGAUUUUCCCCAGAUGAAGGCGAUUUUUGUGUUUCAUAUGGACCUUAUAAUGUGACAAAGCUGUUAUUGUUUCCGUCUUGCAAGUUUUGUGAUUUUGAUAAUUGUAUAUACUCCAUUUGUUCAAGAUAAGUUUCUUACUUCACAGACGUGCGUUUCUGUAACUUUCCUCUCUCUGCCAUUAUAUUUGGUCUUCAUCUGUGGAAUCAUUUCAAAAUGCCCUGUCACUUCAUUGUCGCUUGGUUCGUCCUUACUUUUGUUGAAAUUACAGCAAUGUGAUUUAUGGUCUUUCUCCUUGCUUCUUGUGGUAAUUUUUCCUACAAUGAUUUUCUUAUCAUCGUUUUCCUUGGUUCUCACCUUAUACGAGAUUUGUCUGCUUCAAGCUGUCAAUUGAUUCACUUGAGCAUUUGUACCACUGUAGUUCGUUGGCACUUUAGAAUAUUGAUUUAACCACUGUGUUUGUGUUUUACCUUCAAGAACCAUUUCUUUGUGUAUUGAGAUGACAUAAACAGACCAACGCGUUAAUGCAGGUACAGUGCAGUUAUGCAGAGCUGGCAAUUAGCUUUUAACUGGGAGCAAGGUGUAAACUUUGACAUUCAAGAUGUUCGGGCACGCGUGCUGACAGACGUGGCUUGGGUUACCAUGAAAGCAUAUGUUGAUAUGGAGUCUGGUCCAUUCAAUAUUACUAACAUCUUUGAGUUCCAUAAUGGGAGAUGGUUCAUGGUCCAUCAUCACAGCUCUGUUAUGCUUAAUGGAGGGGCAGAGCAACAUAUGCCGCAGGGAUAGUGACCAUCAAGGCGAGCUCAAGUACAAUGUUAAUGAUGUUCACUGCAAUGUCAAAUUCGUAUAGGCUUUUAUUUUUUCCAUUUCUUCUCUUGUUAGGACAAUCUCGUCUGUGAUUACUUGGAAGCGCCUUAGAUUACUUUUCAAGGUCUUGGAAGAUUUAACCUCAGGUUUAUGUUCUUGAGGGUAAACAGUCAUCGAUGACAAGGCUUAUGAUGCAGUCUUAUCUUGCAGCUAAAUAUGGUUCUUUCUGAUUCAGGCCAUGCAAGAUGCACUUAUGUUCCUUCUUUUAUAUAUAUAUAUAUAUAUAUAUAUAUAUAUAUAUAUAAUGGAAGCUGUAGGAGUAUGUUGAAUUCUUGAAACUGGAGAUUACAGUCAAAUUCGGGUGUCUUCUUUAACCUUUCUCAGUUAGUGGAUCAGCGUAGGGUGGAAGAAACGUGUUAGUACAACCAUUGUUGUGCUGGUUUUACCUGCAGAUAUCUGUAGCUACCUCUUACUAAUGGUGUUUUGUUUAGUUGAAAUGGCAUUUUCUGUAUCUUUCAUUUCGGCUCUGUAACUCUCCUUUUUUCCUUCUAAAAAAAAACACUUUUUCCGG